This is a messenger RNA of Telopea speciosissima, 882 nucleotides long. RefSeq names its product ganglioside-induced differentiation-associated protein 2-like. Bases 68 to 805 code for a protein of 245 amino acids. The transcript has 3 exons. NCBI's taxonomy places the organism in Eukaryota, Viridiplantae, Streptophyta, Magnoliopsida, Proteales, Proteaceae. The record is from RefSeq and is a predicted model, not a curated record.
AGCGUUGGCGAAUCAGAGCUGACGCCUGAUCGCUCGAAGCUUGAAACAUUACAGAGAGUUUGAGAGGAUGAGUAUGAGGAGCUCAUCGGAGGAUUUCUCUGUGGUGGUUCUGGCUUCAGAUCUGGGUGUCGACGCUCGACCCUUCUUAUUAUCAUCUUCAGAGGAAAAAGAGAACUGGCAUGACUUCUCUGCUUACCUUUCCGAUGAAGACUUUUCUGACCUCGACGCCUUGCAGGUCUUCCGUGUCGAAGGCACUGAUAACUGCGGCAAUCGUAUCUUCCGCAUCGUCGGCAAGUACUUUCCAGCUCCAGUUGUUAGUGGGGAGCGGGUCAAGAAGUAUAUCUUCCAUAAGCUAUCCAUAGAGUUGCCAGAAGGGCCAUUUUGUAUUGUUUACAUGCACAGCACCGUGCAGAAGGAGGAUAACUCUCCUGGAAUGACUGUCUUGAGGUGUAUAUAUGAAGCUCUUCCUUCCAGCUACAAGGACAGGCUCCGUGUUGUGUACUUCUUGCAUCCUGGUCUUCGGUCAAGGCUCAUUUUAGCAACUCUUGGCAGAUUCUUUUUAAGUGAAGGCUUAUACUGGAAGAUCAAGUACAUUAGCCGCCUCCAAUAUCUUUGCGAGAAUAUAAAGAAAGGAGAGAUUGAGAUUCCUGAGUUCGUGAGAGAUCAUGAUGAUAUUCUUGAGCAUAGGCCACUUACAGAUUAUGGGAUAGAGCCGGCUCUUCUCCAUUUAACUGAGGUUCGACCGAUGGGUUACUCGUUUGGGAGGUACGAAGGGAGAUGGCAAUCUCGAGAGUAUGUGUCCUAGUGUCGUCUUUUUAGAGGCUAAAAAUUGUACAAAAGGCUUAAAUUAUGAAUGUUAUAGCUGAUAGAGUCCUAUAAUUA